UGUUAUUUUCCUUUAUGCGAUUGGUGCAGGGGAGAAACAGAGACCUCUUGAGAAGGACGCGGGUGAGAAGACUAUUGCAUGGCUGGACAGGUUGAGAAACUCAAACGGUUCGCUUCCUACUUCAACUAUUAGAUUGAACAUGCAGAGAAUUAUGCAGAACAACGCAGCUGUCUUCCGCACACAAGAAACAUUGGAAGAAGGUUGUCAGUUGAUCGACAAGGCGUGGGAAAGUUUUGGGGACGUCCAGGUGAAAGAUCGGAGCUUGAUAUGGAACUCUGAUUUGAUAGAGACAUUGGAACUGGAGAACCUCUUGAUAAACGCAUCCAUAACAAUGCAUUCAGCGGAAGCAAGAAAGGAAAGCAGAGGAGCACAUGCCCGGGAAGAUUUCACGAAAAGAGAGGAUGGAGAAUGGAUGAAGCAUACGUUGGGAUAUUGGGAAGAUGAGAAAGUGAGAUUGGAUUAUAGGCCUGUUCACAUGGACACUCUCGACGAUGAGAUUGACACUUUCCCUCCUAAAGCUCGUGUCUAUUGAUUGAGCAAGGCCAUGCUUUUAUAUUUUGUCUGUCGACGGAAAUAAAAUAAUCAGGAACCAAGAAAAAGGGAAUUAGAAGAAGACAAAGGAGUUUGCUAUUUAUGAGCUAAUGGAACACAAAGGAGUGUUCUGGAACUGGAUUUUACGUUUUUGCACCAGAAACGAUGAAAUAAAUUGAUUUUAUAAAGAACCUACGUUUAGUUCCUGAAACUGUUACAUUCUUUGUUACUUGUUAUUAUUAAGCCUUGGUGAUGUUCUUUGUUUUAUUU
Camelina sativa (false flax) is the source of this 801-nucleotide messenger RNA. Lineage: Eukaryota; Viridiplantae; Streptophyta; Magnoliopsida; Brassicales; Brassicaceae. The record is from RefSeq and is a predicted model, not a curated record.